Molecule: messenger RNA, 3294 nt
Organism: Talaromyces marneffei
Lineage: Eukaryota; Fungi; Ascomycota; Eurotiomycetes; Eurotiales; Trichocomaceae
Exons: 2
Coding region: 1-3294 (1097 amino acids)
Biological process (GO): autophagy; response to starvation
Cellular component (GO): cytoplasm
Molecular function (GO): protein binding
Source: RefSeq, a predicted model, not a curated record
AUGCCCCCCGCAGAGUCAGAGGGUUUCUUCCGUCCCGAUAACCAACUCUUCAACGACAGCCCUCCAACCAACAACCCAAUCCCCGUGCCAGAACCAACCGGAAAAAAGAAAAAGAAGGGCAAAGAUAAGAAUGGAUCUAAAGCAAAAGAUACAUCAGCCAAAACGAUACCGCCCAUGGAAUCAAACGAUAUCCAAUUCUCACCACCCUCCCAAUCGGACCCCUCCUCAUACCCCGGAAAUGUCUUCACCCCGCCUGUCAUCAACCCCGCUGUGUCAUCAGUCUCGCCGGUGUUAGACGCGUUCGCCUCCAUCAACCACGUCGAAAGUGAGACCGCCACACGGACAGGAGCAUGGGCAAAGUCCGUUCCAUUCGGGAAGAGUCCUCCGACUGACCUACCUGAUCCUGGAUUCAGCAGCGGUUCGCCACUAAGUAUUCCGACCCCCUUCGAACGUCCAGGCUUUGGUAGUCACAUCUCCUCGUCAGCAUCUCCCCCACCGGCUAGGGCCAGGCCUACAAGUACAAGCUACGGACAGUACGGUAUUACGCCAUCGCCCCAUCUAUCUGUAGACCGACAGAAGCGCCAUUCUAUGAGCAGUCAUCUCCAAACACAGCCCCCAUUACCACAUCUCCCCCAGGCUCAUUUCUAUGGCGCGCCAGAAGUUGACCUUCCGACGCCGAAUCGACUCGGUGCGGAUAGUCAAUAUUCCUUCUGCGGUUGGGACACUAUAUCCGAACAGUCUUUAAAGUCGAGCAAGAUGGGAGGGCGAGUACUUGUAGUAGGGACCGACGGGGCACUCGAUGUCUUGGCGAUCGAAGAUCAGAGAGCUCGCACCGUGGGAAGCUUGACUGGGCUGAAUGGCCGCGUCUUGGAGGCCAAGAUCCUGUCAUACACCUCCAGAUAUGAUCCAUACGUCUCUUCGCGUCCCCAUGUAGCGGUUGUUCUACAUGGUCCCAUGGCUCAUAAAGAAGAAUCUGCAGAGACAUCUUCUGCCGGAUCCGAACAGAAUGAGAUCCUUCCGGGCUUGCCAGCGAGAUUGUCACCCAUUGAGCAAAGACCUCAGGGCAAGGAUGAAACUGUAUAUCAAACCAGUGUGGAGAUUUACUCCAUCAAGACCGGAGAGCAUAUCGCAAGCCUUUUCCAGAGCAAACCUGCUCCUUGUUUCGAUAACUAUCCAAACUUGUCACUAUUGGCACCAACCCCUGUCGGAAAUUUGAGAUUAUACACUACUCACAACUAUGUUGUUGUCGCUUGUGGCGUGAGCGGCGAAGUAUUCAUUUACGGGGUUGUGCAGUCCGCCGCUGGGUAUCAAUGUCUAGGCAAAACAUGGACCAGUAUUCAAACAAGAGAGUUCAGACGCUAUUCCACAUCAUCGAGCUCCACUGAUCCGGAUGGUUCUCAAAUUGAUGGACAGCACGGGACAGUUGUGGAAAGCCCUAUUAUGUCUGUGCAUGGGCGGUGGUUAGCUGUUGUUCCACCCGCAUCUACGGCAAGGGCUCCUCCUUCAGGAAAAGUACCUGCACACUUAAUCCACAAGAGAAUUUCUGGCAUUGAUACCCACAUACCCCCGUCAAAACCUGCUGUCAACUGCGCCACGGACUUGGGAGAAGGUGAAAGCUUAUUUGAUAAAGUUGCUCGAGGUGUAGCCCAGGAGCUCGUCAAAGGUGCUCGCUGGAUGGGAGAUCAAGGGCUUCAAGCGUGGAACAACUACUGGAACAAAGAUCAACAAGCACAGAAUGGCAACUCUCGUCGCUCUCCGCAGUUUGAUUCUCAGCAGGGAGCACAUGGCUUAUUCCCUCCUACCCACGGGCAGGAGACCGCGGGAACACUAUCUUCAGAGCCGGACCUAAUCUCGGUUUUUGACUUGAAGAAGAUGGAGGAGGGACACGAUCUGAAAGGACCCGCAUCCGCGAUUAUUGCUACUUUCCAACCUCCAAAUGGGUGCAGCUUUCUUUCGUUCGCGCCAAACGGACACAUGUUGCUAAGUGCCAGUCGGAAGGGCGAUGUGCAAUAUGUAUGGGAUCUCAUGCAAGCCAAGAAUUGCAGAUCUGCUGUCUUCCUGUCUGAUGAGCUGGCGAGCAACAGCGCUGCUACGGCUCAUGUGCGAUUGGUAGCCCGAUAUUCUCGUCUAACUACAUCGAAUAUUGUAGACGUAGUUUGGACCCAUCCAACUGGAGAGAGAUUUGCCGUAGUCACACGCAAAGGGACUGUACAUGUUUUUGAUGUUCCUCGACCCGCGUUUCAGUGGCCACCACUUCGACGAGUGCAAUCCAAGUCCAAGCGAAUUCAGCCUGAAGAAAAGCCAUCCGCAACGCCUGACCUAGAAGAAUCGGGAUCUUCGAGCCCAUUUGCUGCCGCCAUGAAACUCGUCGGAGGCUCAACCCAGCCCAUCCUUGCGGCAGUGAGAAGUCGAGCUCCGAGUGUUGGAGCCAACUUUUCGGCGACAUCUAGCUUUGGCAUUUCUUCUGCGGCUGGAAUUGGCGGUAAAGCGGUAGCGGCAGGAUUAAGCAAAUCGAUGGGUGCUGCGACUGGCACUGUCAAUACCUUACGUCAUGUGGGAGAGAACCGGUUGCAUCUGUCUGGCUUCUCUCGAGAUCCUGUGCCAUCUCGUGUGGUUUGGAUCCCUACUCGUAACGAGUGUUUAUUAGGCAUUGUGGACUAUGGCAUAUUCAAAUUGUACAAGAUCAAAUGUCAUACAGACAGACAAAAAGGACGACGACAACAGCCCGUGAUCGGCGCAAAAGUCCUUGAGCUUAAACUUCCAUCGUAUCUGCGGAACCCUUGCGGGCCAUUGCAGAUUGGUCUGCCUGCCGAUGGCCAUAUCAACGGAAACUGGUCAUUGCCUUCGCACGUGCCUCAUUCGUCUUCGGCUUCGAAAAUGAAGUAUCAGCCUUUGUCGCAAGCUGAGAUUGAGACCAACACUCCAUAUCAACCCUUCCAUACUGACCGGCGGGUCAAUUUGUAUGUUUUUACUGAUGCAGCCCCUGCUUCAGACUACACACAAGGACCUUGGGUAUUUGGAAAUGACAUUCCUAGUCAGCGGCUUCACGUGCGGCCACUCAACCAGAGUGAUGAAGAAGAAGAUGAGGUCAUGGACCGAUUGAGUGGUGCACCGGAGAUGGAGAACCUUAUCAGACUUGGAAAUAGCACAGAUCAGGUUGAAGAAGUUGUCAUCACGACAAGACGAAAGAAGAGAUAUGCGGACGUCCCAUCCAUUGCAUCACCAGGAGACGAUGAUGGCGGAUUUUUCGAGAAUGACUGCGAUAUUUUGGAUUUUGCACGAGACCGGGUCUGA